CACAGAAUAAUAGACACAUUUUUAAAAAGUUAGAAUUAAACAUUUAAGUGUGUAUCUGCUUAGUGCACUUACUCAAACUGAAAUCCCCUCACUGCCUAAAUGUUAUUGAAGGAACAGGCCUCCGCCUCUGCAUAAAUCACCUGUUAACUUGCAGGAUCAAAGGUCUUUUAUGAGUUAUCGCUGGAAUUUGCUCAGUCAGUCAGAGGCAGGCGGACUGUGUGCCACCAUUUCUGCAACACUCCUCCAGGUUAAACCCCAGGUCUGCCAAAAAAACACCAGCAAACAUGGACAACACGUAUGACAUAGUAGCUGUGCAUGAAGGGCGCCGUGAUGGAGCUGAAAGCCCCGACCGAGAGAACUCAGGUGAGGCGAAAGAGCAGCUGGUGCAGGUUCACACCUCUGCGGAGGCAGAGCGCAGCUCUCCGGACUACAUGGACACCAGAGACGCGGAUAAACACAGCAGCUCGUCCUCUUCAUCAAGCGACGACGAAGAGGGUAAACCCGAGAAAGUGGCAGAGGAAAAAGAGGAGGUGAAGGCCGAAGAACUAAAGAUGGAGCCAGAGCCUGUAGUGAUAAAGGUGGAGGAGGUGAACGGCGAGGUUCACUCCGGAUCCAGGCGCUCUUCUGCCUCCUCAGCGUCCUCCCAGGACCCAUGCGACGACCCGCCGAGGAUCCUGGAGGAGGAUAACGUAGAAGAUGGUAUGAUGAUGGCGUACACCCACCACAGUACUGAGUCCAGCCCGGAGGAGUCUGUCGACUACAGCCUCAAACCUCUGGAGAAUGUCACCCUGGAUGAGAGCAGCGCUGCGCCAGCAGAUCCGAGCCUACCUGACAUCUCUCUGUUUGUCAAGGCAGGCAGUGAUGGAGAGAGCAUCGGCAACUGUCCCUUCUCUCAGCGCCUCUUCAUGAUCCUCUGGCUCAAAGGAGUGGUGUUCAAUGUCACCACCGUCGACCUCAAGAGGAAGCCGGCGGAUCUGCACAACCUGGCUCCGGGGACACACCCUCCUUUCCUGACCUUCAACGGAGAGGUCAAGACCGAUAUCAACAAGAUCGAGGAGUUCCUUGAGGAAACGCUCUCUCCUCCAAAGUAUCCCAAACUGGCGGCCAAGCAGAGAGAGUCGAACACAGCUGGAAAUGACAUCUUCGCCAAGUUCUCAGCCUACAUCAAGAACACCAAACCAGAGGCCAACGCUGCUCUAGAGAAAGGUCUGAGCAGAGCCCUGAAGAAGCUGGAUGACUACCUGAACAGCCCCUUGCCUGAUGAGAUCGAUGCAGACAGUAUGGAGGAGGAGAAGGGCUCAAACCGAACCUUCCUGGACGGGAACGAGCUCACUCUCGCAGAUUGCAACCUGCUGCCUAAACUGCACAUAGUCAAGGUUGUUGCUAAGAAGUACCGUAACUACGACAUCCCCUCAGACAUGACAGGGGUGUGGCGGUACCUGAACAACGCCUACGCACGUGAUGAGUUCACUAACACCUGCGCCGCUGACUCUGAGAUCGAGACCGCCUACAAAGAUGUGGCGAGGAGACUGGCCAAGUAACUCGUCUAGCGACCCAAGCUCAAACAAAAUAAACUGGCAACAAAUGACACAAAAAACAUCACUUUCAAACAUG
Messenger RNA from Thunnus maccoyii (southern bluefin tuna), 1614 nucleotides. RefSeq names its product chloride intracellular channel 5b (gene clic5b). The coding region runs from base 285 to 1541 and encodes 418 amino acids. The transcript is spliced from 6 exons. The record is from RefSeq and is a predicted model, not a curated record. Lineage: Eukaryota; Metazoa; Chordata; Actinopteri; Scombriformes; Scombridae.